Molecule: messenger RNA, 1854 nt
Organism: Anopheles funestus (African malaria mosquito)
Lineage: Eukaryota; Metazoa; Arthropoda; Insecta; Diptera; Culicidae
Exons: 6
Coding region: 116-1690 (524 amino acids)
Source: RefSeq, a predicted model, not a curated record
GGUCAUAAGGAUACAAAGGAAUCGCCCCAUCUUGUUACUGUAGGCGAAUAAUAAAAACAGUAUUCAUCAAUCCUGUGAAAUUUUGAACGAAACGCUCUGUCCACUGUCGUGCAGAAUGGGUUCUAACUAUGAUUUAAAGCAGCUUAAACCACUAAUUCGAAGCAUGGUGUUGUCGCAUCGAAACAAAACCGUAUCUAUACAAGAAUUGGAGCGCGAUUUUAAAGAUAUAGAAGGUUUCCCGAUUCCCUAUACAAUGCUAGGAUACGCGAGCGUGUUUGACCUUUUGCAUGCUAUGCCGGAUAUAGUGCGUAUGAACACUGAAAACGGAAUCCCCGUAGUUACUUACGUUUCUUCACCAGCGACUGAACACGUGGAACAUUUGAUACAACGAAACGCCAAUCGUCGAAGAGGAAAUGGGGGACGUAACAUGCAAGCAAAAUAUCCGCCAAACGAAUACCACUUUCGAACGAAAGUACUAAAAAGUCCACGUCAUGGGCUGAAUUUUAAUACCAAAAUGAAAGUUCUUCCUCCAAGGUUCUCGAAUGCCGGAAAAGCGACGUUUGCGACAGUGACAAAAAAUGAAACCACUACUAAGCACAACGAGGAGAAAAUCCGUUCGCCACCACGUAGACAGCCUACUACGGAAGAUAGUAGUGGAAAUUUGGUCGAAACGUGUGAACACUCAGAUGGAAACGCAAUGUCUUGGAAGCCGUAUUGCGACAUGUGGGAUUCAGUAAACAUGAUCGAUCUGCCACCCAACGUAAUGACCCUAUCGCAUACCAUUCCAAAGGUGGACGUUUCACAUUACUUUGCAGAGAAGGCAGACACAAUUGUACGCGUGCUUCACGUACUCAAUCCCAACCGCAUCUGGUUGCGCAGUGUCCUGCAGGACCAGACAAUGGAGCAGUUGCACACGGAGAUACAAGAUUGUUACCAACUAAUACAAAGAAACGAGUGGUGUUUAGAGGCAAAUAAGGUGCAGUAUGGUUUGUACUGUGCUGCCCAGAUCGAUCAUAUCUGGCAUCGGGUGAAAAUCGUGGGACCGCUUAUGGGAAACCACGUGAAGAUAUUCUUUAUCGAUAUGGGUUUAAUUGAGCUCGUCGAUUACAAAUGCAUGAAGUUAUUGUUCAAUGCGUUCAGCGUUAUUCCGGCGCAGGCGAUUCGUGCCUCCUUGGCCUGUCUCAUCCCACGGGACAACGCAUGGACCAGGGCUGAGUCGGAAAGCUUAUCCGCAAUGAUAACACCUGGUAAACAAGUUCUCACGGCUUACACGUUGAAUGUAAAUCACAAGCUCGGUAUUUUGGAUAUUGUUCUGAAGGAUGUCAAUAUGAACAGGACCUCCAUAAAUGAGUAUUUUGCUACGGUAACGAAGGCUCGCUGGACGGGCGAAAUUUAUUUGUCACAAGAUCCAAAUGUUUAUCGUAACAAGCGACGAAGCUUUAAUGAAAAGUAUCCCAGCUUCUACUGCAUAGAGGAGGGUCACUUUCCAACAAUUGGCGAGCUGCGCCAUUUUGUAGCUCGUAAUUUCGAUUACGAAGAACUGUACACCCGAUUGCCACACUUUGAGAAGAACGGUGUUGUGGAGAAAAUUUCCCAAGCCACAAACGAACAAAUGGUUAAGUUAUAUGGCAUCGUAAGCGCUACGGAUCAGGAGGAACUGGAAUGUAUCUUGCAGGGACGAGAUACGUAGAAGAAUAAGGCCCCAUCGUGCCGUACAGAUGUUUAUUACAUCAAUUAUGGUCAAACCACAAGGAUACUUACGCUGACCAGGCUGUUGUAGGAAUCAUCGACCACCUUGAUGUCAUCAACGGCGAUUCUGGUGAUGCAGUUGUAACGGUACUCCUCUAUGCUGAC